CACCGCCCUGAAAGCAUGGCGGUCAACGUCCUGCGGCUGCACCACGUUGCUUUCCACGUUUUAAACGCGGAAAAGUUAAUCUGUGAUCUAGUUUCCAAGUACAAGUUUAAUUUGCACGCCAGUAGGGUAACAGAUCGGUGCAGGCAGGUCGCCUUCAGAAAGGGAUCGGCUGUAUUUGUUGUGCAUGAGGGAUCUGGCAGUGCGGAGACCAGUGACUGGCUGCUGGGGGAAGCCCUGCGGGUCAACGAGGGGAAGACGCACCGGCGGGGGAACGGCUCCCCGGCCGGGCUCUACGAUGCCAGCCCCCGGCACCCGGUGGACACCGUCAGCAACGUCUGCUUCGAGGUGGAAAACGUGGAAAGGUCGUUCAAGGUGCUCAGCGAGCUGGGCUGCGGGUUCCUGGUGCCGCCCACCACCGUGCAGGACGACCACGGGCUGGUCACCUACUCCGUGCUCAGAUCAAUAGUGGGGAACGUCUGUCACACUCUGAUCGAUAAGUCCAAGUAUGGGGGAGGAUUUUUACCCGGGUUUGAUACCCCGGACCCGGAGAGGGAUUGCAGCUUGUUGGAAGAGGAUGUUUCUUGUCCAGUUACCCAUUUUGAUCACGUCACUUAUGCCUGUCACCAAAAAUCCACUCACCAGGUCAUGGGGUGGUAUGAGAAGAUGUUUGGUUUUCGGAGGUUUUUCAUUGUUAGAAAUGAAGAUGAGGAUGAAGGUUGUGUGAUACAUGAUAAGGGUAUUGGACUACGACUGGCUGCCAUGCAGUACUGGAAGUGCAGUGAAGUGGGCAUUGCUCUUCCCUUCAAGAACAAGAAAGAGCCCGAUUGCAAGUUUGUCAUCGCAGAGUCUCUACCUAAUCAGGGUUCCAACCAGGUGGAUACCUUCUUAGAGCAGCACAACGGCCCGGGGAUCCAGCACAUUGCGUUGUACACCAAAAACAUCGUCUCUACUACACAUACACUGGCUGAAGCUGGUGUGCAGUUUUUCUCUCCUCCUCCUGCCUACUACACAGAGGUGGGAAAACGGCAGGAAAUAGAGGAAGUGGGACACACCCCCCAGAUGCUGGCACAGCAUGGCAUUCUCCUGGAUGCAGACGUGAACCAGGAUCUCUCAUCACAAAAUGGGAACACUGAAAACAAAAAAUACCUUCUCCAGGUGUUCACCAAGCCCAUAUUCAAUGAGGACACCUUCUUCCUGGAACUCAUAGAGCGAAAAGGGGCAACAGGUUUCGGCGAGGGGAACAUCAAAGCGCUGUGGAAGUGCGUGGAGGCGUACAUGGAGAAUGAGAGGCAGGAUUCACAAAGGGCGGGAGCCCCAAAAACUGUACGAACUGCUCAGUACUAAUCAGAUUCAGAUUUCUUUAAUUGUCUUGCAACAAGUACAACAAAAGUAAGGUGCAGGCCUUUCUGUGCUAUAUAAUAGCAUAACUCUAAAAUGUA
This is a messenger RNA of Cololabis saira (Pacific saury), 1439 nucleotides long. RefSeq names its product 4-hydroxyphenylpyruvate dioxygenase-like (gene hpdl). Gene Ontology annotation, molecular function: 4-hydroxyphenylpyruvate dioxygenase activity. The record is from RefSeq and is a predicted model, not a curated record. The transcript has 5 exons. The coding region runs from base 16 to 1344 and encodes 442 amino acids. Lineage: Eukaryota; Metazoa; Chordata; Actinopteri; Beloniformes; Belonidae. Gene Ontology annotation, biological process: aromatic amino acid metabolic process.